This is a messenger RNA of Mustela erminea (ermine), 2098 nucleotides long. RefSeq names its product acylglycerol kinase (gene AGK). The transcript has 16 exons. Gene Ontology annotation, biological process: protein insertion into mitochondrial inner membrane; ceramide biosynthetic process. The record is from RefSeq and is a predicted model, not a curated record. Gene Ontology annotation, cellular component: mitochondrion; TIM22 mitochondrial import inner membrane insertion complex. Gene Ontology annotation, molecular function: ceramide kinase activity; ATP-dependent diacylglycerol kinase activity; acylglycerol kinase activity. Lineage: Eukaryota; Metazoa; Chordata; Mammalia; Carnivora; Mustelidae. The coding region runs from base 278 to 1543 and encodes 421 amino acids.
UUCCCACGAUCUAGUGUGGCCCAGUGAGGACGAGAAGCUGGCAGAGUAUGAAUUAUUUCGCCAAAACCUCGCUGGAUGUUCUCAUGGUUCCUAACACGUACGUGGAGUGGAAGACAGAAAGGACUCGUGUCUCUCUGUAGCAAACGGGGAACUUAGAAUUCAAGCUCUCCGGAGGCUGGAACCGUGCGGGGUGUGGUCCAUGAGCGCAUCCCCAGGGCCGCACUCCACACCCGGCAAAGCUGGCUGACGGAAGGAAGAAGCAAAUCCUUAGGAGAAGAUGACCGUGUUCUUUAAAACACUUAGAAAUCAUUGGAAGAAAACGACAGCUGGGAUCUGCCUGCUGACAUGGGGAGGCCAUUGGCUAUAUGGAAAGCACUGCGACAACCUGCUAAGGAGAGCUGCCUGUCAAGAAGCUCAGGUGUUUGGCAAUCAACUCAUUCCUCCCAACGCACAAGUGAAGAAGGCGACGGUUUUUCUCAAUCCUGCUGCUUGCCGAGGCAAAGCAAGGACUCUAUUUGAAAAAAAUGCUGCCCCGAUUUUACACUUAUCUGGCAUGGAUGUGACUGUUGUUAAGACCGAUUAUGAGGGCCAAGCCAAGAAACUCCUGGAACUGAUGGAAAACACAGAUGUGAUCAUUGUUGCGGGAGGAGAUGGGACAUUGCAGGAGGUUAUUACUGGCGUUCUUCGAAGAGCAGAUGAGGCUUCCUUCAGUAAAAUUCCCAUUGGAUUUAUCCCAUUGGGACAGACCAGUAGUUUGAGUUCUACCCUCUUUGCUGAAAGCGGAAACAGAGUCCAACAUAUUACAGAUGCCACCCUUGCCAUUGUGAAAGGAGAGACUGUUCCACUUGAUGUCUUGCAGAUCAAGGGUGAAAAGGAACAGCCCGUGUUCGCAGUGACCGGCCUUCGAUGGGGAUCCUUCAGAGACGCCGGCGUCAAAGUUAGCAAAUACUGGUAUCUCGGGCCUCUAAAAACCAAAGCAGCUCACUUCUUCAGCACUCUUAAGGAGUGGCCUCAGACACAUCAAGCAUCCAUCUCGUACACGGGACCUACAGAGAGACCUCCCAGUGCAGCAGAAGAGAACCCUCCUCGGCCCUCUUUGUAUAGGAGAAUAUUACGCAGGCUCGCGUCCUACUGGGCGCAGCCGCAGGACGCCCAUUCCCGAGAGGUGAGCCCCAAGGUCUGGAAAGAAGUGCAGCUGUCCACCAUCGAACUGUCCAUCACGACGCGGAACAGUCACCUUGACCUGACGAGCCAAGAAGACUUCAUGAACAUCUGCAUUGAGCCUGACACGGUCAGCAAAGGAGACUUCAUAACCAUAGGAAGCAGAAAGGUGCGGGACCCCGGGCUGCGUGCGGCCGGCACCGAGUGUCUCCAGGCCAGCCAGUGCACUCUGCUGCUUCCCGAGGGAACGGGGGGCUCUUUCAGCAUCGACAGUGAGGAGUACGAGGCGAUGCCUGUGGAGGUGAAGCUGCUCCCCAGGAAGCUGCAGUUCUUCUGCGAUCCCAGGAAGAGGGAACAGUUGCUGCCCAGUGCGGCCCCGUGAGCUAUCAAGGUGGGGAGCCGGCCGCCCCCACGCUGCACUUUAGGCCUCCGAUGGGACCAGAAGCCUCCCCUGUCCCCGCAGUGUUGUCCCAGGACCCCAGGGCACCUCCAUGGCAAGCACCCUGCCCUCGCAGCGCUUCCCCCUACUCCGAUCUUCCCGCUAGCGCAUGCUCAGCCUUCGCUGCACCCCCUGCUCCCUCCUCCAGUGGUUUGCCCCAGGAGGGUCCGGAGAGGCCCACCUGCGCAGGCUGGGAAAGGGCUAGACCUCCUUGGUCCCCAUGCGUGCAGCCACAGUCCAGGCCUCCCUGGUCUCGCCCGGGACUUGAGGGGGUGCGGGUGCCUGCCCUCUCCACUGCCGUCCUUUUUCUAGGCUUCUCCACGGGUGCUGCUACUUUCUGAGCUCAGAUUCGAAUUAAGCUUGUUUCAAUCCAACGACCUGGGAGGGGUUUUUGUCUUCAGCCCUCACUAAGAAACUUAGUUUGUAUUAUUUUUUAAAGUAGUGCUUAACUAUGGGUUUGCAUGAGAACCACCUAGGAUGCAUGUUAAAAACUGACAG